UAACUCAUGCGGAAGUGUGGGGCAGGUGCGGAGUCGCCUCCUCUUAGCCCCGCGGUGAUGCGGUGCUGCCCAACUCGACAGAUAUCGAUUCCGCGGCUUAGGACGGCAACAGCGCGGCAGCCUGGCAUCGCAAGUACCCGCACGCGCGCUCGGAGCUUGUUCAGAUUACAUCUCGGCUACUCGGGAUUCGGACGCGUAGGGGCCCCUUUGUGCCCCUUGCCCACCCCGGCCACCCCAGCCCAUCUCGCGUCGCUGACGCACGGCGCUCCAUCUACCACCUCACUCCACAAGCACCAUGUCCGACGACCGCUGGAACGGCGACGAGUACCUCAACCGACCGGGGCACCUGGAGAGCGCGGAGACGAACGCGCGCAACAUCCAGACGGCGGUGGCGGCGUCCGGCGUCCCGGCCUCGACGUUCCGCGACCUCAACCUCCUCGAGGUCGGCGCGGGCGUGGGCACCGUCACGCGGCACCUCGGCUCGUUUGGCUCGGUGCACGCCCUCGAGCCGAGCGGGAACAUGCUCCGCGUCCUCAGCCGUCUCGUGAAAGACCUCCCGAACGUCACGUACGCCGAGCACGCGCUCUCGCCCGCGUCCGCGGACAUGUUUGCGCGCGGCGAGGAGAUGCCCUCGCCCACGCUCGAGGACCCCGAGCGCAAGCUCGCGCCGCCGCGCGCACGCUUCGACCUUGCGGUCUCGACGCUCGUCGCGCACCACGUCGACGACCUCGAAGCCUAUUUCCGCGGCGUGCACGGCGUGCUGGUCCCCGGAGGCAUGUUUUAUGUGCUCGAGUUCGCGCACAGCCCUGAAGGAGAGGACCUGAGCAAGCGCUUCCACUGCGAGAUGGACAGCUCGCUCGUCCCCGUGAACGACGACAGCUACCACAUCAAGGGCAAUGAAUUCCGCGAGACUUGGUCUGUCGAGCACACUAAGGACAUCUUCCGCAAGUAUGGGUUCACGGACAUCGGGAGCGUCGAGACAGAGCCCGUUCCUGCAUUUGGGCGGAUCGACGGCCGCACUGCUGUGCCCACGAAGGUCGUUUGGGGACGCAAGGCGGAGUAGGUGAGUUUUCUCAGCUGAGUCAUGCUCAUGGUACAGAAAGUAGCUAUGCAGUGUAUGUAAUGGCGUGCCAUGGUGCGCCCGAGUUUUGUCAAGUCCACUCUGGCUAGUAGUCAGGCCCCCACUCGUACUCGUGCACCUCAUGCACCGGGACGCGCUCUUCAUGGUCGAAGGCGUUUGCGACGCGGCGGAGCUUGGAGAAGAACUCGACAUGCCGGACGGCGGGGUACGAGUCCAUGGGAAACGCUUCGCACAGACGCACGGCCAGCUCGCCAUAACCCUCGUAUUGGUCAGGAGGGA
This is a messenger RNA of Cutaneotrichosporon oleaginosum, 1360 nucleotides long. RefSeq lists its product as uncharacterized. The record is from RefSeq and is a predicted model, not a curated record. Gene Ontology annotation, molecular function: methyltransferase activity. Lineage: Eukaryota; Fungi; Basidiomycota; Tremellomycetes; Trichosporonales; Trichosporonaceae.